UCUAAAUGCACUAAUAGUUCCUGCACAAGCCAGACCAAAUCAGGUGCUCAGUCAGCUCUAAAUGGUGUGAACCACUUAAAAAAAUAAAUACAUUUUUUAUAAAAACAGUGAGUGCUCCAAAACAACACGCUGAUCAAACAAUAGAAAAUAAAUAAUUCAAAAAAAUUAUAUAGAAAAUAAUAAAUACAAAAAUUUAGCUUAACUCCAGCUGUGCUGUGCGAAUCGUGAUCAUAGUCACCGCGCUCUGUGAUCGUUGAUAUACUUUUAACACUAAAAUGCUAAUAAAUUUUAUUAACAGCGCCAAAAGUGUUUUCAAACGCAACAACAAACAAUAGAAAAAAAUUAAAAACCACAACAAAAAAUAAUACAUUUGAUAACAACAACAACAGAAUAUUAAAUUUGACAACAACAACAAAAACUAGAAGCAAAAAAUAAAAACAACAACAAUAAAAUAUUAAAUUUUACAACAACAGCAAAAAAUAAUAAAUUUAGCAACAACAGCAAAAACUAGAACAAAAAAUAAAAACAACAACAAAAAAUAAUAAAUUUAACAACAACAAAAACAAAGAUUAUGUGAAAAUUCAAAUCAAAUCUAACAGCGAAUGUUUAAUAAUAAAUAAAAACACACGCAACAACAACAAAUAAACACUCGAAAAAAAUAAAAAAUUAAAAGUGAGUUUCACAGACACUCCUCACCUCCCACAGCGACAAACGAUCGAUCGUUCGUUCGAUCUAUGGCUUUAUUACGUGCCGUUAAGUGAAAAGUGUACUAAGAAUAUUUACUCAAAUACUAAAAACCGAAUUAGCUCAAAUACAAGCGUAGCAUCAGCCGCAGUGCACACACCCGAAAAUGGCUCGGAUGGAGCAACCGGCCGCUAAUGAUAUCGAGCAAUUUCUACGAGAUGUUCGCCAACAUUUUCGCGCCUCACUCGAGACAUCCGAAUAUGAGAAUACCUCGAAUAUGUUUCACAUGACCGAAGCGGAUGCGACGCUCAAACUCUUGAUACGUUGUGAGCUACUCCUAGCGAACUAUGGGCUAAAAGAUGUCAAUGCAACAACGAACAAUAACAAUAAGUCCAUUAUGGGCAAUGGCAAAAUGGAGUCAAACGAAGUUUAUGAUGGAAUCAAUGGCGUUAGUAAGGUCAAUGAACCGUCAAUGCAAGCGCACACAACACACACAACCGUGAGCAUCCAAUGCAAUAAUCCAACAAAGCACAUUACGAAGCAGACAGAUCGACAGCAUGAAGACGCCUCCUACUUGGAUAUGAGCGGCGGCGGUGGCGGUGGAGGUAGCGGUAAAACGUGUGGCAAAAAAUCAUCCAGUUGGUAUGACGAGUGGAAUAGUGACAUGAAAAGCGAUAAAACAUUCCGCUGCUCGGGCCGUCUUGGCAACAAAACCAACAGUCAAGCGUACAGCGAUGAGGAUGUUGACGACGAUGAGGAGGAUAGCGAUGCGAAUGAGGAUGAUAACAUUUCCCAAAAUUACGAUAUAUGCCAAGUGUCCAGCCAUGACAGAGAUGAAAUGCAAAAGGCAAUAACACCCGAGCUCGAACCCAUGCAGGCCGUUGAUUGUCCAUAUAUGGAUUUGCCAGCCGGACAUCUUUCGAUUGAGCGCGCCACCAAAUAUGGACAGCUGCAACGCGUCGAGAAGCGACUGUUCUUCGAUCAAUGUAAAAAGUAUUACUGCGGUGUGCUUGACGAUUGGCUGCUGUGCUAUGCCGACGGACCCACGGCAGCACAUCCAACGAUAACAUUGUAUUUGAAGCAUAAUGGCGUUGAAAUCGAACACUAUGGCGAGGGCAAGCGACGUGAAGUGUGCUUUCAAAUUACAACCGCCGAUCCCAAUAAGAAAUUCCUCUUCCAAGCCGUUAGUGAAGUGGAUGCCAAAGAAUGGAUUAUCGCUGUCGAGGCGGCUAUACGUGGCGAUACAUCGCCGGCAAAUUUGAUAAGAAGCACCAGGAAACUGCCAACACCGCCCAUGGCCAAGAAAAUGACAUUUAUGAGCCACAUAAGUAAUGUGCCAACACACGACUGCAUUUACGAAGAACCCUCACCACUCUUUCAAACCGAAAAAACACCCAACAAGCUGAAACCCAAUUUGCCACUCAAGAAGGAUGCCCCAGCCAACGUGGACUUGAUCAAUGAACUGGAAUACGACAUACCCAAAUAUCCAGCACAGCCUAUUAAACCGGCUGAAACGACACAAUCGGAAUUGGAAACCGCCGAGCUAUUGAAUCUGAACGAAAACAGCCAAAUCAGCACCGAGAAACUCGAAUUCCAAUCGAUCGUCAAAGAUGUGCAUAGCAAGUUGUCUAGUCAGCUGUCAGCGGGUUCGACGCCGGAACGCUUAAAGAAAGCGCUCAUAAAAACCUACUCCGGCAGCAGCGCCAGCGAUGUGGAACCUUUAGCGUUAACACCUCCCUCACCAUCCACAGUGAAGGAGAGCAAGAAACUACGUAAAUCCACCACACCAAAUGCCAGUCCACAGAAGUGUGGCAGCAGCGCGCAAGGUAGUCCCAACAACAGCAGCAACAGCAACACAGUUAGUGGCACAGAUCGUGUGGGUGUGAAAUGCUUUGAUAAAUGGUUUUUCAAUCGCAUGAACAAGACAACAUCUUCGGGUCGCAGCACCAGCUCAACCAGUUCCACACAAUCCUCGCCAGCCAAGUGUAAACAAAGUGAGAAGGAAAAUCUACUACAAAGUCUCGACGCGUGUGAUGCGGUCGAUGGUGUUGGUAGCGGUGUUGAUGGCUUACACAGCAACAGCAGUAAUCUCUCGUCGCCGAUACUGAAGAACACAUUUUCGAGUUGUAGCGCCGGUGUCGACAGCACUAUGAAGAGCAAAGUAGAUCUGAUAAUCAAAGAGUUCGAGACAAGCGCACACAUGGGCAUGCUCACAAUGGAGACGUUGGCCGGCAGCGCUGUGGCCUCACUGAGUUCCUUCUGCGACAAAGAUUGUAAUAAUUAUGAGCCCAUUAUGACUGUGACAACGCCACCGAGCAGUUUUCUGAAGAAAAUAUAGCAUGGCAUUGGCAGCAAUAAUAAAUGGGAGCAGUAGUUACCGUUAGUUGGUGCAUCGUGUGAUAGGCACUCAAAUACUAAAUGACUCCCUCCCUCUCUCUUUUGAUAAUAUUUAGUUAUGUAAGCGCUCUUGUAACAGUUUUCAAGCGUGUGGACAGUAAAAGUAUUCAUUAUUUUAUUAAAGUACUGUUUGGAAUAAAUA
This is a messenger RNA of Zeugodacus cucurbitae (melon fly), 3223 nucleotides long. RefSeq lists its product as uncharacterized. Lineage: Eukaryota; Metazoa; Arthropoda; Insecta; Diptera; Tephritidae. The transcript is spliced from 4 exons. Bases 851 to 3022 code for a protein of 723 amino acids. The record is from RefSeq and is a predicted model, not a curated record.